CAUUUAUGUGACUACCAUAUAACCACCAUAUAGGCUUAACUAUGUCUAUGUCUCUGAAAUCCCUCCUGACAUCAGCUAAAGUGAAAAACAGUGAGCACGAUGAUUCAGGCAGCGAAACGAAAUCGAGAAGAGCGUCAAUGAUGACGAGAAGUGCUUCAAAAAUGGCUUAUCGGGACAACCCCAGCCCGGAGGCUGCAUCGAUAGCUGCAGGGAGCCAAGUCCGCCAGAAAAUUCCACUCUGGCCUGAGUGGAGUGAUGCUGACAUAAAUAAUGAAAAAUGGGAGGCAGCUCAUGGCAAAGGCAAGGAAAAAGACAAAGGGAAAUCACCAGUGGUGCAACAUUUCUUUGAUGACCCAGAGGGUAAGAUAGAGCUUCCACAGUCUCUCAAAGUAGACACAUGGAAAAGGCCCACAGACUUCAUAUUUGACCAGCAACCUGUGGUGGUGGAUCCUGAUAAAGGUCUCAAUGGAUUUGAUCUGCUGUCUGCCAAUGAACAUCUUCAUGAUAGUGAGUUAAUCCGCUGGAUCAUUAGUGAGGUGACAGCUUUGUGGCGCAUGCACGCAGUGAAGAACCCUCCACCCGAAGAUCCUAGUGAUGAAACCUACCAAGAGUAUACGUACAACUGGAAACCCUGGGAGCAUAUUUUUGCCAUUAACAAAGUCACCAAAGGUCCCUAUAUCCCAGCACAUAACCCAUACGGGAAGUACGCUGUCAAGUUGUAUUGGAUGGGAAGCUGGCGUAAGAUCUUCGUAGAUGAUUUGUUUCCGUUUGAUGAAUAUGACCGUCUUCUCCUGCCAGCCACCAGUAUUCAAUAUGAACUGUGGCCCAUGCUUCUCACUAAGGCACUCAUCAAAGUGACAUCGUUGGAUUACGGCAGCACUUCCUCUGAAUUUGGUGACACCAGUAUAAUCCAGUGUCUGACAGGCUGGCUUCCAGAAACUAUACCUUUACAAUAUGGCCAUGUGGAUCAGAUAUGGAAGUUGUUGAAGGCAGUUCUACCAGAAUGGGUUCUCCCCGAGCCAGAACCAGAAAAGAUCCCAGAAGUGGAAGCUCCACCUGAUACUGCUGGACAGGACCUGGAGGGGAAGUCUGAUAGCUGGGGCACUGAGUCUAUAAAUCCAGAGAAAGCAACAGAGAAAUCAGAGAUAGACAAAAAGAGUGAGAAAGCAGACCCCAAGGCAGCAGGGAAAGAAAAAGAUGCUGGCAAGGAGAAAGCAAAAGAAGGGAAAGAGAAGGGUAAAGAUGCCAAGGAUGACAAGAAAGGAAAGGACAAAGACAAGGCAGCUCAGCCAAAGGAAAAACCAGAUGAGGUGCCCAUUCCAGAAUCUCCGGAACUUGUUGUAUUUGCCAGUUAUGUGAGCAGUCCUAAGUACCCACCAAAAGUCUCUGUGCUCAGAGAGAUGGCUGAUGCCAGUGAGCGUCUCCGUCAGUCAGGGUUGUCCCACCUGUUCCCUCACCCAGUGUGGAUCACUCAGACCCGCUCCUGCCCCCUAGAACCCCCACCCCCUCCUGAGAAGAUACCUGCAUGGAAACUUAUACGACCAAAGAAAAAGAAAACAACUCCAUUGGAUGAGCCAAAAGCUGAGCCUGAGGCUCCCAAACCUAUUCAGUGUGUUGAGAUCACUUCUCCAUUUGUCAACUAUAAAGUCAGCCCUGUGCCAAUCCCCACUGAUGUACAUAGACCUAAGUCAUCACUAGAGAGAGGUGCCACUAGGCCUCCCACCUCCAAUGUUGACGCCAUCGAAGAAACAGAUGAGAACAUUCCUGAGCCAGAGCCAGUGGAGGCUGCAGCAGCGCCCCCUCCGGAGACCCCCAAACCUGAGGACCUUCCCCGCGUUGAGGUGACUAAGUCCCGAUCAAGGACUGUGAGAAUUGUACCUGCUGUAGAGACAGCCAGCCUAGCCAGUAAGCCCAGUGGCUCCAAGCCAGGCACACCUAGUGGGAAGAAAAAGAAAGACGUGGGAUCAGCAGCUAAGAAAGAGGAGGCUUCUCCCAAACCAGAGCCCAAGAAAGGCCUAGGUUCCCCUGGAAAGGAGAGGAAGAAGAGUUCUACAGUUAGAGACAGGACAGACUCCAUCAAAUCUAAAGACUCCAAGAUGGAGAAAGACCCCAAAAGUGCAGCAUCACUUCCCAGAGGGGCAGAUACGACACCUUCUGUGGUCUUUGAUCCCAAUGCUCCACAUGCAGAAGGAGAGGAGGAGCAGGCGACGGAGCAGACACCUGAGCCACCCAAACCAACAAACCUGUGGAUGGACUUUGAGACCUUUGUCAAGUGCUUCAAAACUAUUUACAUUUACCACAAGCCCAAUACAUAUGCAUGUAACCACAAGUUUUCUGACUUAAAGAAACUAGAAAGGCUGACAGCACAGAGUGUUGCACCAGCCAGCAGCACAAAAGGUGGCACUAAAGCUGCCCCCACCGCCGCCGUCACGCCUGUAUAUGAUGACAGAGCUCCACACUAUAUGUUUGUUGACAAUCUCAAGCCCAGUGAGAUAGUGGUGUCCUUCUCCUCACUGUCCCGCUGGCAUGAUGCUCCACUGGAACCCAAAGAAUCCAAGACUUCAGUCAAAGGAGGAAAAGGAGAUAAAGGAGGAGAUGAUGGUGCCAGUGUAUUAGAUGAUGACUUUAGUGACCCGGGUUCCACCCACAAGGAGCCCACCCAGCCCACUCCUGCUCAGCCUGGGCUGCUGGUGGCUGAGCCCUACUCCUGGAAGAGUCUAGUCACUGGGCAGCCAAUCCUGAGGCUCAAGACAACUGCCACUAAGGCUGCUGUGCUCACAUUGCCUCCAGGACGCCAUGUGUUACGUUUCAUGUUGACAGCCCCCCUAGGCUACCACAUCCACCUUAGUUCUUCUGUACAGUUUGUGUAUGGGGACGAGGAGACUGUCAUGGAGAAACUGACAGCUGAGAGUUGCAGGUUUGUGGACAAUGCUGUCCAGACAAUGCAAUUAAUAGGCAAGUGCAUUAACAAUCUGAGUGAUCCCUUGGCCUUUCAUCAGAGCUAUGAGGAGCUCAGUAACUGUCACUGUCCAUACAGGAGUGUCAAGACCAUCUCCAAAGUGAAUCACUUCAAGUUGUUUAACGAGUCUCUGUACUCCAUCCUGAGGAAAACUCUGCCAGCUGAACUUUUAACUCCUGAGAUGGCUUUUGCUUGGAGGACCUUCAAUUUUGAUGCUACCACCAAGAAUAUACUGGGUCUUACCACAGGCAGCAGGCCAGGUACAAGUGCAACCAGCCACAGGGGCUCUGCCAAGGAGAAGUCCAAGAAGCAAAAAGAGGUGCAGGUGGAAAAGAACACACCAAGUGAGGUAGACAAGCAAACUCCAGAAAACUGGCUUAACAGAGAGCCUACCCCAGAGGAGCAUGUUGCCACCAUAAAGCUCCAGAAAGGUUGGCGAGGGUGUUACGUGAGGAAGAUACGGAAUGCCAGGAUGUCUGGGACAGAAGACCACCAGAAAGUUCUGGAACAGCUACAGAAGGCUUGGACCAUUUUGGAACCCAACAUGGAGCAGCAUGGUCUUAACUUGUUCAGGGCCAUGUUCAAAGCAGACCCAGACCUGAUGGAGAAGUACCCCUUCCAUAAAGAUGAGUGGAAUAAGAUCUCCUAUGCUGACUACCAGGGCAGCUUCCCUGACCAGCCUGCUGGCACUUGGUUUGUGGUGUUCAGGGAGGUAUUCUAUGUGACAGAAGAAAUGCUGGUGGUGCCUAAGAUGUACUGUACUAUACCUAACUGUCUGUUGAGGGUGGUGAACAAUGACACAAGAGAAGAGAUCCCCAGGGUGUUCCAGAAGGUGGCACCUUUUGUCUACAAGAGAAACAGGAGAGGCUACACAUUUAUAGCAGAGUCCAGGACCACAGACCAGCCUCUGCCUAAUGGCAAGUGGCGUAUGCGUCUGAUUGGUUCACUGACUGCCCUGCCUGCUCCAGCCAGGAAUGAGGUGAAUUGUAGCUUCCACACCAGAGAGAUCAGAGACUACUACAUCCCCAAUGAAAAGUGUAUCAUAUUCAGGUACACAGUGAAGGUGACAGAGGAACAUGUGGCCAGCCUCCAGAUGUCCACCUCUAAGCCAGAUGUCUACAUCAAGCUGAUGGUGCUGGACCAUGAGGAGGAGGUGCUCAGUACAGUGGGCAAGGGCCAUGCAGUGCUGCCAUCUUUUAUCUUCCUCAAGGACCCUGGUAGUGACCAGUCUGUAUCAGAAGAGAAGGAGGAUAUGAAGAGAGCCAACAGCAGAGCUUCCAACAAGGGUGGUGGUAAAGCCCAUGCUGCAGCCAGUAAAGAGAAGGAUGCUGGGAAGAGACAGGGCUCAGCCAUGAGCAGAGCAGGAUCGCAUGCAGUGAUAGAGGUGCCCCCAGUACAGCGGACUAGCAGCAGACAUUCAGAUCUGCCACCAUUAGACCCCGAGGAAGAGGAGAAGGAGAAUAGGCCCCAUAAGUACAUUAUUCAGGCCAUGGUGAUGAGGAACAGCUGGCCACUGUCGGAAAGUAGCUGGACAUUUGUACAGAUGCUUAAGGAUAUGGAAAAGAAUGAACUGAAAGUUGCUAACAAGGAAGAGCGUCCACCCUCUGCCCCUAAGAAUGACAAGGCCCAGGGCAAGGCUGCCCAGGGGAAGGGCAGCAAAGGGAAGGACAAGGACAAGGGAGCCAAGGACAAGCAAGGCUCCAGACCACCAUCACAGCAGUUUGAUACCACCAAGCCUUACUGGACACUGAGGAUUGUUAGUGAUGGGACUGCUGCUGAAGAGAUAGAUGUGAAGAAGGACACAGAGAGAGCAGAUGAGAUUCGUGCCAUGAAGAAGGCCUGGGAGGAGGCUGAGCCAGGGCGUGCAGCCAAGGCGUUGCAGUCCCGCCUCCAAUAUCUCAGUACACACAUGAUCAAACUGCAGCCAGAGGGAGAGGAGGGAGCAGAGAAAGGGGACAGUGCCGCUGCAGCAGCAGCACCCCCACAGGAAGGUGCAGAGCAGAUCUUGGCGGCAGCUGCGGCAGAGAUGGGUCCACCACAGACACCCACUUCUGAGCCUCCAGAUACAGAAGAGAUUCUAACGCUAGAACCCCCACCACCACCUACACCUAAAGAGAUGCUGCAGCCUCUGGACCUCACUCCCUACCUGAGGAAAUCGGGUGAUGGUCCCAGAUACCUGGACGAGGCCGAGAUCCAGAGACAGAUGGACGCCAAGAGGAAGGAGAUUGAGGAAUACAAGGCAUUCAGGGAGCAGGUAGAACAGUGGAGGGAAGAGGACAGGCAGCUGAGGAAUCAGCUGAAGAUCAAACAGCUAGAGGAGUGUCAGGCUUUGCAGGCUGCACUUGACAAGAAACGUAAUGAGAUCAACAUUCCUCGUGAAGCCUUCAGACAGAAAUUCCUGGAGGCAGAGAGGAAACGCCUGGAAGAGCUCGCAGCCCAAGAAGCAGCACUCCGUGCAGAGCAAGAGAAAGCCCCUUCACCCAAAGGAAGGAAGAGUGCCAAGGGAAAGAAAAGUCCAGCUGGAAAGAAAAAGAAAUAGACUUUUCCAAUUUGUGUUGAAAGCUUCUGCUCAAGUUGUGAAGUAUCUAAAUAAUAGUCAUACUGGCAAGCAGCGACUGUGAUAUUCAAUGUAAUUAAAUGUGACAUGGAUUUCAAUAUAAUUAUGACUUUCCUUAUCAAGAUUUUUAAAAAGUUCUGUACAUAAACUGUACAUCUUAUAGCUGUAUAAUUUCUAUGCCAUCUUGUAAAUUUAUGAUAUACAAUUUUAUUGCUAUAGUUAGGUUUGGCAAGUACAACAUGUUUUCAAGGCUUUAAGUCAUUAGCUUUUGCUUACUACUAGACUUCCUGCUAUAUUUUAUAGCCUUACAAGUUUGAGCUUUAAGUGGAAAUGAAGAGAAUGUGUGAGACCGAAUGCCUGGCUUUCUUAUAGUAUGUAUCAUUUACUUUGGUGUUGUGACUUUUUUAAUAUAAAAAGUCAACUUCAUGAUUUCUCUGUGUUGACAAACAAGAGUUCUUAUCAAAUUCUGUCCACUUCUCGCUGCUGUUGACCAAGGCAGUGCAGAGAGCCCUUUGUUUUUGCCGUCCUUUUUUCACUCACACUCCGUCCUUGAGCUCUUAGGCUGCAAACUGUUAUUUGCUGAGAGAUAACUGUUGCUGAAGAUGGUUUCAAUGUUAUACUCCCUCGUUUAUCAGUGAAUUAAAUGACCAGAAUGUGAUGUUGACUGUGACAUAUAAUUAAGACCAAAUCUCCUACAUUCCACACUUGUAAGCCAGCUUACCACUCGGCAAAUAACCAGCAUGAUAGAGAGAGCCAACCAACAAAAUGGCCCUUCAUUUCCGUCCUAGCAUGUUCUGAGAUGUACUCUUUUUUUCACUAUUUGUAGCACCACUAUGCCACUUAAUAUGUAAACUGUACUGUGUUCACCUGCAGGCCUAUACAUUUGCAGCAAUUUGUAUGUAACUGUUGUACAAUUUUUUCUAUAUAGGUAUCUUAUUAUUCAAUUUGUAGUCACCAGGUAUAUCUGGUGUUUGCACAUUCCAAAUAUGAAACAUAUCAUUUGUACAGUUAAGAAAGCUCCCGAGCUUUAACCCCACCCUGGUUAAUGGGACCAAAUUUGUAUUAUAUUUUGUGUACACAUACUUAAUCUUGUACAGCUGUACUUGGUAUCUUUUUUGCUCUAUAUCAGAGAAUAAACCAUUUGAAUAUA
Lingula anatina is the source of this 6666-nucleotide messenger RNA. RefSeq names its product androglobin. Gene Ontology annotation, biological process: proteolysis. Gene Ontology annotation, molecular function: oxygen binding; heme binding; calcium-dependent cysteine-type endopeptidase activity. The record is from RefSeq and is a predicted model, not a curated record. NCBI's taxonomy places the organism in Eukaryota, Metazoa, Brachiopoda, Lingulata, Lingulida, Lingulidae.